This is a messenger RNA of Porites evermanni, 834 nucleotides long. Lineage: Eukaryota; Metazoa; Cnidaria; Anthozoa; Scleractinia; Poritidae. The record is from the annotation of a GenBank genome assembly.
AUGCAAAAUGUAUCGAGGCAGCAGUUUGAUGAUGCAAAAAAUUCUUACCAUGUACCGCUCAGUGAAUUCCAUGCAGAUGAAUGGAAAAAAGAGGUCACCAGCCAUGCUCAGGGUAAGGAACCUUUUUUUAUGAUUAUUUUCUGUGUGAACUCCUACUUUAAGUCGUACGUUAUUUAUUUAACAUUUACUACCUGUUAUUCAAGGGAUAUCAACAUGUCAAAAACUUUAAUGAAGAUGUUUUCAUUUGUAGAAGCAGAAAUUUUGCAGGGUACUGCUGGUGUUUGCCUACAAGGCGAUAUAGAAAUGUUGGUUUCCAACAUAGAGCUUAUAUCACAGUCAAUGAACAAAUUGCAUGGUAUGUUGGUGUUUUUUUUUUUCUUUGGCUAUUAUUUACGUGUUUUUACAUGCAUAAAGAGAACUAUCCGCAUGCAAUCAGUCUGUGAGGAAUUUGUCUUAGUUUUGUAAAGGGAAAUGAUGGAAGUAAUGUUCAUUUAUGUUUUAUUUCAAUUUGGUUGUACUGAUUUGGGUAAUCGUAGAUGAAUGGAAAAUUUAGCUCAAAGGGAUACCUUUCUUUAAGUGAGUUGUUUGUCAUUUUUUUUAACUUUGUUUCUUUGUUGGUAAUUUUUAAUAUCAAACGCAGAUUCACCCAAGCACAGAACAUGCUUCCCCAGUAAAAUUACUGCUGAGAAGGCAAAACUUACUUCCCGUGUACAGAAGUACCAUGAAGAAAGAGAGUGUGAUGAGCAUCCUUCGACAUCUACUCAGUGUACUUUGUCCGAGAUAAUCAAAGGAAACUUCCCCUGGGGAAAUAAUGAACGUGGAUCUAUUGUUCUG